This is a messenger RNA of Cylicostephanus goldi, 435 nucleotides long. Lineage: Eukaryota; Metazoa; Nematoda; Chromadorea; Rhabditida; Strongylidae. The record is from the annotation of a GenBank genome assembly.
AUGGCCUCCAAUGCACGUACUAGUAAGUUGUCGUCGGGUAAAACUGAGCAGUAUGUGUUUAACUGGAAAGCGUUCACGGGCUGGGAUUUUACGAUAGGGAAUGCAGAAACUGCUGGAAACGUUCAUAUGGCAAACGUUAUCAAAUUUCGGGAGGCGAUAGCUGAAUACGCGGUGAAUAUGAAGCGAAAGUAUAAAUGCUUACAAAUUCUGCUCAGAGUCUUCGCUAAUUUGUUAGUGUGUAUCAUGCUUGGAUUUUCAGUCUGGGCCAUAUUGGCGGUAAGCCAAAUAAGGGAAACUGACACAUUUAUAAAACAGAACGCCGUUUCAAUUACGGUAUCCUUCAUUACGCUAAUCUUUCCAAAUCUCUUUGAACUAAUUGGCAAGUUGGAACGAUACCAUCCGCGUACCGCACUAAGGAUACAGCUAGCAAGGUAA